AUGGGCUCCGAUAAAGGCGUCUCAACACCCGAAAUAAAAGACCCUGACAAACAGAAAACUACUAUGUCACAACCAAAACAGAAACGGCAAGCUACCAAAACCGAAAAGCAAAACUUUUUUGGUCAAAAUGCGGCGCUGAGCAAACACGCGAGCCAGCAGCACCAACAAGAUGGCGGAGAGGAAACUCACGACGGCAACCUCUCCACCGACCCGGCUGACCAGGCUAUGGAGGAGCCG
Messenger RNA from Pelobates cultripes (western spadefoot toad), 237 nucleotides. The record is from the annotation of a GenBank genome assembly. Lineage: Eukaryota; Metazoa; Chordata; Amphibia; Anura; Pelobatidae.